This is a messenger RNA of Notechis scutatus (mainland tiger snake), 3656 nucleotides long. It is a transcript of the gene SLC23A1, whose product is annotated as solute carrier family 23 member 1. Gene Ontology annotation, cellular component: membrane. Gene Ontology annotation, molecular function: transmembrane transporter activity. NCBI's taxonomy places the organism in Eukaryota, Metazoa, Chordata, Lepidosauria, Squamata, Elapidae. The record is from RefSeq and is a predicted model, not a curated record. Gene Ontology annotation, biological process: transmembrane transport.
UGGGUGGUGCUUUUCCACAGUUCUGUAAGCCUAUUAUGCUGGCUGGUCUUCUGCAUACAUAUCGUUUUCUGUUUAAGAAAGUAAAGCCCCAGAGUUCAUGAGUCACAAUCUGGAAAGGAGAAAAGUUCUUUUACACUGGAAAUCUUCUCCAAGAACCAUCUGGUUGCUAAAGAGAGGCUGCCAAGCAACAUCACAGAUUCAAGUGUGACAAGUAACAACAGGAAGGAAAGAAAGUCUGAUCUUGCUUUGUACAAACAUGGGAAGCAACUCUGAAGAUUCUUCUCAUUGCAAGCAAAAAGCAUCAAAUGGGAAUUGUGUUGCUCCACCAGUCUCUGAGGAGCGGAAGAAUUUUGAUAUGCUCUAUACAAUCGAAGAUGCGCCCCCAUGGUACCUCUGCAUCCUCUUGGGAUUUCAGCACUACUUGACAUGUUUCAGUGGCACCAUUGCCGUUCCCUUCCUUCUGGCAGAGUCUCUCUGUGUAGGGAAGGACCAGUACACCAUCAGUCAACUUAUUGGCACCAUCUUCAGCUGUGUCGGCAUCACCACCCUCAUCCAAAGCACUGUGGGCAUUAGGCUUCCUCUGUUUCAAGCCAGUGCCCUGGCAUUCCUGGUUCCUGCCAAAUCCAUCUUGGCCCUGGAAAAGUGGAAAUGUCCUCCAGAAGACCAAAUCUAUGGCAAUUGGACAUUACCACUGAACACUUCUCACAUAUGGCAACCAAGAAUGACAGAAAUCCAAGGAGCCAUCAUCAUUUCCAGCCUUGUGGAAGUGGCAAUUGGAUUCCUGGGCGUUCCUGGAGCCUUGCUCGGCUACAUUGGGCCCCUGACAGUCACACCUACUGUCUCCUUAAUAGGUCUCUCUGUCUUCCAAGCAGCAGGAGAUAGAGCUGGAUCACACUGGGGCAUUGCUGCAUUGUCUAUUUUUUUAAUUGUUCUGUUUGCUCAGUACCUACGAAAUGUUUCUUUUCUCCUUCCUGGGUAUAAAUAUGGGAAAGGCUGCAUUUUGAUCCGGAUACAGAUCUUCAAGAUGUUUCCAAUCAUACUAGCCAUUUUGGUGGUCUGGCUGCUUUGUUACAUUCUGACAGUGACGGACGUGUUUCCUCGGGAUGCCAGUGCCUACGGAUUCAAGGCCAGAACAGAUGCUAGAGGAGAAAUCUUGUCCAUAGCACCCUGGUUCCGCUUUCCUUACCCCUGUCAGUGGGGGAUGCCCACAGUGACUGCGGCUGCUGUGCUGGGAAUGUUCAGUGCUACAUUAUCUGGCAUCAUCGAGUCCAUCGGAGAUUAUUAUGCCUGCGCCCGACUUGCAGGUGCUCCCCCGCCACCAGUCCAUGCCAUCAAUAGAGGCAUUUUUACAGAGGGAAUCUGUUGUAUCAUUGCUGGGUUGCUGGGCACUGGCAAUGGUUCUACUUCCUCCAGCCCGAAUAUUGGAGUCUUGGGCAUCACCAAGGUGGGCAGCAGGAAAGUGGUACAGUAUGGUGCAGGAAUCAUGCUUAUUUUAGGAACCAUUGGCAAAUUUACUGCUCUGUUUGCCUCCCUCCCUGAUCCCAUCCUUGGAGGGAUGUUCUGCACUUUGUUUGGUAUGAUCACUGCAGUGGGUCUCUCCAAUCUACAGUUUGUGGACAUGAACUCCUCCCGCAAUCUUUUUAUCCUAGGUUUUGCGAUGUUUUUUGGGCUUACCCUUCCAAACUAUUUAGAUUCACGUCCGAAUGCUAUCAAUACAGGCAUUGCUGAAGUGGACCAGAUAUUAAGAGUACUUUUAACCACAGAAAUGUUUGUUGGGGGCAGCAUUGCAUUUAUAUUGGACAACACUGUUCCAGGGACUCAAGAGGAACGUGGCUUAGUACAGUGGAAGGCUGGAGCACAUGCCAACAGUGACGAAUCUGCAAAACUGAAGAGUUACGAUUUUCCCUUUGGGAUGGGUCUGAUUAAAAGGACUCACUGGUUAAAGUAUGUACCAGUGUGUCCUGUUUUCAAAGGUUUUAAGUCAAGAACAAAGGAAGAUCCUGCCCUAUCAGAACAAAUUGACAAUACAGUGGAUGAAUUAGGGAUGUGUACCAAGAUUUGAAGGGGUUCUUCAUAGUAUAAUGAAAAGUGAACAACAGGGACUGCAGACAAGUUUAGCUGUAUUUAAACUAUUUCAGUGAAAGUGUCUCAGAUCAGUCAAGAUCAAUAACUGAAACACAUCAGGGGAUAUUUGUGUGGCUAUUCAAGAACUAUUAUUCUUAUAUAUCAUAUUCUGUUAGAAAAACCUGAUUUAAGAGUUCACUUAAGCACUGUCGAAACAUACUAAUUCAGAGGCAAUAAGUUUGUUCACUUUGAUUUGUAAAUAUCCAGUGUGUGUUUAGAAGGAAAGCAGGUACUUUCUUGAUAUUGGAAGAUUUAUUUGAAGACUGCCAGAUGUGGGCCACAAAAAACAGCAGACGGUAGAUGACAAAGAUACACAAAAUUUUCUUUGUCCCCAUCCAGAUCUUAACAGUCCAGAUCUGAUGGAGCUGAUCAUGUGUGAUCCAAGGUCAAAUUACUGCAGUCAGUCCUAAUUCUGUGACAUUCAUUCAUACUUACAUGCAAGUAAAACCUUUUUUAAAAAACUGGCCAGUUUUUUUUUUUGCGGGGGGGGGGGGGACUGUGGGGACAACUAUGUCCAUAAAAGUGUAAUGUCUGUGAAAUAUAAUAAUAUAUAUUUAUGUCGUUGGCUGUUUCUGUCAAUUUCUGUUCAUUGUAUAAUGAAGCAAAUUUAUUGUUGGGACUGUGCCAUAAACACCUUUUUUCCUACUUGCUUAGGAAAAAUCUGAACUAAAAUAUUGACCGUAACAUUCAAAAUCAAAAAAUGAGGUUUUAACAGUAAUUUGUUUUGCUUUGAUAAGUCAGAAUUUUUUUGUUAAAAUAUUAAUAGGUGGUAGAUAAUCUGAAGAACACUCUUAUCAAGAUUUUCUUCACAAGUUCCAGGAAUCAAAUUCUGUUUUUAUAUAUGCACAUGAAAUGGUUCCAACACCCAAGAUCCAUUCAUCCUUUUACAAUCAUUAACGUAUUUGUCUCAUAAAGACAACCAGUAAAGGAUGAAAACUAAGAGGAAAUUUUAAGAAAUCUAAAGUGGUAGUUUAGGAAAUUAAAAAAAGAGAGAGAGAGAAAUGGGAAGCUUAACCUGUUGUCAAAUUUAAUUUUUAGCAUCUUUCUCCAUUAACAUGGUGGGAAGGUAGCUUGGGUUGAGAUUCAAUGACAUGUGAAGAGGCCCAAACCCCAAUCCAUACCUAUUCAGGUAUUUUCUUGUAUACUUGUCAAGUCCAUACUAAACAAAAUACAGCUGUAUGACUUCUCAAUGUGAAAAUUUUAAGGUCAGUCCUCUUUAAGCUGAUGUCCCCCCCACCGUUUGGACUGCAGUUCCCUGCGGACUGCAUGACUACUGGGAACGUGCUGUAGUGCAGGAAGGGAAUUAUAAUUCAGAACAUAUGAAGUGCAGCACAUUAAAGGGCAGUGACGCAGAUUAUUAAAAUACAGGUAUACAGGUAGUCCUCGACUUACAACAGUUCACUUAGUGGCCAUUCGAAGUUACAAUGGCACUGCAAAACGUGGCUUAUGACCAUUUUUCACACCUAUGACCGUUGCAGCAACCCUACGGCCAUGUGAUUUACACUCAGAUGCUUGACAACAGACUUGUAUUU